AUGCUUAUUUUGUUGACUGAACAGUUGUUUUUCAGAUGCUCAACAACAAAAAAUGGUUGUACGCUGUCCGGUGUUUUCAAUGCGGUACUUAUAAUUGGGGAAGUUCUUCUUGGUCAAAAUGAUUUGAUAGUUCGUUUUGUUAAAAAUGGUACUUCCGUAAGACCGAAUAUUGGAAUGGAACCAUUGAGGCCAAAUAAAUGUUUCGCAACUACUAAAAGCUUUUAUCUGUACAACAUUACUGGAUGUCUUCCAUGUGACCACUUUCAUAUAGCAGUCAUCAUAGAUGAAAAUCUGGCGAAAGGAAGAAAUUUUGAGGAGUUUGAUAUGGCUAUAAAAUUGUGGACAGACCAAGUGGAUGUAGAAAAUGCAGUUUAUACAAAGAAAAAAGUAAUUUCCCCAAAAACUUUCACGGUGACUAGGGGUCAGAAACAAGCUAUGACCAGUUGUACGACUUAUCAAGAUAAUUGCAAAGUGAUAAAUAUUACUGAUGGAAAAGUGAUAAUUUCAAACUUUUCUGAAGCGGUUAAUGCUACUGUAUCAUUUAUCAAAUCUGGUCAAUCGGUUAAUCCUACUUUAACUUUUGGACAACUCACUGAUAAGGAAUGUUAUGCAUCUAAGAAAUUCCACCAGAAGUACCAGAUAUCCACCUGCAUUUGUUGUAUCGACAGUGUUGCAAAAUGCAUAUAUACUGGUACUACGACUAUUCCGUCCGCUUCUGCUCCUGUUACCAUAACCACUUCUUCUAUUCCUCCCAUAAGUUCAGCUACUAUUGCGAGGACGACGAAUCAAAUAGUUACAGGUUAUGUUAUUACUGCUAUCAUUUUAGAGUCUACAACAGUUGUGCUUUCUUCUACAACAUCUGCCUCUCCUACUGCUGUCAAGGCAACAACUACGUUUGUCUCAACAACUACACCUAAAAUAUUUACUGAAUUUUCUGGGAAAUUACCGUUUUGCAGAACAGAAAGUCUCCCAUGUAAAGACUUUCACGCUGUUGUUACCGCAUUCUCUGCAGAAGAUGGAGAAGAAGAGAGGAUCGAGGAGGGAGAAAUUGAAGAAUUUCAUGCAUUUGUAGAGUUGGAGGCAGACGAAGUGGAAGUGGAUCACGCAUUUUAUAAGAAGGGGGAAAUGUAUUUUACAAGAAAUUUUACGAUAAGCAACGGGCCGGGGCAAGCUGCAACUAGUUGUACAACCAAAGAUGAUGACUGCAAACUGAUGAAUGUUGCUGAUGGGAAAGUGGUAAUUGCAAGCUUUUUUGAUUUAGUCAACACCACUUUAUCCUUUAUCAAAUCUGGCGAAUCAGUUCUUCCGACGGUUACCUUUGGACAACUUACUGAAACAAAAUGUUAUGCAGUUAAGAAAAACUACCAAGAUUAUGUGGUUAACACCUGCAUGUGCUGCGGAAGCUCUAUUGAAAAUUGUAUAUUUACUGACAAUACAACUAUUGGACCAACUAAUACUGCUAGUGGUUCUACUGCCAACAUAAUAAGUACUGAUUAUGACAGUUUUGAUUCAACUUUUUUAGUAUCUACAGGCACGAAUGUAACGCGUACUCCACAUUCAAUGACAACUACACGCUCUGCAGGUAUUUUGUCAUUAGAUACUGCAGAUGUCACGCCGGAAAAUUACGACAACAGCAGUUCGAUAUACGAUCUUUCUAAACAAAAUAUAACUAAAGAUAACGUAGUGGAUGUUAUUCAUGCUGCUGAUCGACUAUUAAACAUAUCAGGAGCAACGUCAAAAGAUCUUUACUACUUAUCGGUGAUUAUUGACAAGGCAACAAGUCUAAAAAAUUUGGGAAUUCAGGAGUUUCAAUUGGUUUCAGGGCUACUGGAUAAGAUUCUUGGCGUAGACUUAGACAAAUUUUUAGAAAUUAAUGGAGGAGAGCAAAAUACUUCAGACAGAUUCCUGACCGGCAUAAAACAGUUGUUUAGUAAUGGCCCCCAGAAAGCACAGUACCUUAACGGAAACAAUCUAGGGAUGGUGAGUAGUGAAGUUAACUGUACUGACGACCAAAGUCAAAUAAUAUUUGGCUUGAGCGAUGAGACCAUGAGCUUCAGAACGUUGACCAAAUUAUCAGUGGAGGCGUCGUCCGCUAAAGCUGCCAUUAUAAUUCCCCAUCAUACAGUAUGUAAAUCUAAAGCUGAAAGUGUAAAAUUUGCCAUCUUCCGAAACAAGAAGUUUCAUACAGUCAAGAUACCAGAAACCGAACCAAAAAGCGCGAAAUCAAAUAAUGUAGAAAAUCGCUGUUCAAGAGGCCAGUUUGCCAAUACCAAUAGAGUUCUUUCAGCUAUUCUGUUCAGGGAAGCAAAAGCAAUAUCACAACUCCCUGACAAUUCUACCAUGGCUAUUCUACGUUUUAGCAAACGACAUCAUCAAAUGCCACUUCAUGGAGGACUUGGUGUCUCACAUUUUAUUGAGGGCUAUGGCUGGUCUACUAACCUUUGUUCAGUUCAUGAUGACAAGAAUUAUUUCACAUCGUAUUGCCAUCACCUUACUGAUUUCACUCUAGUGAUAGUAUGA
Molecule: messenger RNA, 2520 nt
Organism: Enterobius vermicularis (human pinworm)
Lineage: Eukaryota; Metazoa; Nematoda; Chromadorea; Rhabditida; Oxyuridae
Source: the annotation of a GenBank genome assembly